AUGGCAGACCCGAUCUCCAUUCUCGGCCUGAUACUACAGGUAGUCCACACCACAAAAAGAGUCUAUGAGUUCGCAAAACAAGUCAAUAAUGCCGACAGCGAGAUCCGCGAAUUAUUCGGGGAGCUCUUCGCGCUGAAGGCGAUUCUCGAGCAGAUGCAGACGGACCACAGCGAGAAAAAUGGGACAUCGACGUUCCGGGAUGCAUUGCUCAAGGCGAAUACCGUCCUGGAGGAGAUCCUGGAUGAUCUGCAGAGAAGAAGGAUGCGGCAGUCGCGGUUGGCGAAGUUAGGGUGGCCGAGUAGGAAGGGAGGUCUGGAGGGGAAUAUUGCGCAGCUGGAGAGGUUGAAGACGGUCGUUGAGAAGGAGACGGCGCAUUCUAUUGAUGCUGUGGUUGACUGGAGCAGGGAAAUGAGGCAAUUACGGGAAGAGAAAACGAACGAGAAGAUCAAGACGUGGAUAUGUGCCGUUGACUUUGAAUCGAUGCAUCGCAAGGCUCGAUCGCUCUGUCAGCCUGGGACUGGAGCUUGGUUUAUUCACGGACCUUUCCGGUCGUGGAUUGCAACGACGAGCAAGUGCCGGUUGCUUUCCCUAGAGGGAAAAUCGGGGUCAGGAAAGACUGUCCUAUGCUCGACGGCAAUUGAGGCUGUCAAAGAUGCUAUCGCCACGCGCACCUCCAGCCAAGUGAUUUACUACUACUGCUCAUUCCACUUGACUACAUCGCAGGAGCUGGUCUACCUGCUAGGAGCAUUGCUGGUGCAACUAUCAGAAAGCUACCCAGACAUCCUCGACGAAUUGCAAGAGAGUUUCAAGAGACGCGCUCUCCCUCAGCCAGAUGUACUGGUUAGCCUGCUUCUGAAAUUCACGAAAUCACUGUCGGAGCUGUUCAUCGUCGUGGAUGCGAUCAACGAGAGCAGUGAAAGUGCACAGAUUCUGGACGCACUGCUCACCCUCCUGGAAUCAUCACACAACAUUCGGAUUAUGGUUACGAGCACGACCUCACCACCAGUGUCGAAUCCCACCAUUAGUAUCCUCAGGGCGCAAAUGAGACCUUCAACUAAUAGAAUUGACAUUGAGGCAUUUCUCGAUACCCAGCUAACGUCAGUCCCAGCUCUUCAACGGCUACCGGAACACAUCAAAUCCCGCAUUAAGACGGUCUUGCUUGAGAAAGCAGGUGGAAUGUUUCGAUACGUGCCAUGUCAAAUAGAGCUUUUAACUGCCCAGAAAACAGGCCGGGACGUCAUUCUCGCUUUGGACAGUAUGCCGGAAAGCCUGCACGGCACAUACGAAACUAUCCUAUGUCGAAUCCCUUCAUACGACCGCGAAAUUGCAAGAGAAACACUACUCUGGCUUAGUUCAGGCUACCAGGAGAUUACAUUGUCCGAGCUCAGCGAGGCAGUUGUCCUGACGAAAGGUGAUAAGAGCAUUGAUGACGACUGUAGACUUUUUGAUCCGCAGGUCAUUCUCUCCAUCUGCCAAGGGCUGAUUGUCUACGACGAGCGUACUACAUUCGUUGCUCUAGCGCAUUCGUCAGUCAAAGCUUUCCUCACAUCGGACGCAAUCAAAAACGGGCCAGCAGCGUACUACAGCUUGGGCGAGAUCGAGGGAUCACGGCGCAUCUGGCAAAAAUGCCUGACGUACCUGAUGUUUGACGAGUUCAAACAGCCUUGCUCAAACUUUCGCUCUCUCGCAGAGCGUCGGAAAACGUACCCGCUGCUCAAGUACGCCUCCGAGAACUGGGCGAGCCACUGCAGUCCGUCCUGGCCACCAGGCUAUCCUCUCAUUGAUGCCGAAAUCGACGAGAUUUUAUCCUUCUUCGAUACCCGUCAUCUCCCUGGCGGGGGAAACUAUACAUCCUGGAUCCAGAUACUUCUGUACGAAGCGCCCGCUGAACAAGCCCGUCGCACGGAGCCACUAUACUACGCUGCCUCGUACGGCAUCGUACCCCUUGUUGGCCGGCUCAUCCAGUCCGGAGCGAACGUCAACGCAGCCGGCGGGCGUAACGACGCAACGCCCCUCAUCGUCGCCUGUUACAGAGGACAGGAAGCUACCGUGCAGAGAUUGUUAGAAGCAGGGGCAGACCCUACCAUCCAGGAUGCAGCGGAGAUGUGCAGCCUGGAAUGGGCAGUUCGGAGGCAACAUCGUGGUAUUGUUGAGAGCCUCCUAUCGCACAAGCGUAAAUCCAUGGGAAUUGGUUCAUCGGAUCUCUAUUGGCAGUGUCGGGCUUGCAAGUACCAGAACACGAUUGCGGCUGCUGUGCUGCCGUGUGCUUCUUGUGGGAUCGAAUUAUUUGAUCAGUACGGUAUUAGGCUCGUGGGAUUUGCGCCACGGAAGAGUGCGCCACAGGGGAGUAGGGCUUGGUUGCGCGUUGGUCGUACGAUUGAGGCAAAUCGCAAAUUACUAGGUAACCAAGUGUCGUCUGAGUCCUGA
Aspergillus fischeri NRRL 181 is the source of this 2427-nucleotide messenger RNA. RefSeq lists its product as uncharacterized. The coding region runs from base 1 to 2427 and encodes 808 amino acids. Gene Ontology annotation, molecular function: protein binding. The record is from RefSeq and is a predicted model, not a curated record. The transcript is spliced from 6 exons. NCBI's taxonomy places the organism in Eukaryota, Fungi, Ascomycota, Eurotiomycetes, Eurotiales, Aspergillaceae.